Messenger RNA from Sabethes cyaneus, 3018 nucleotides. RefSeq names its product zinc finger protein 420-like. The record is from RefSeq and is a predicted model, not a curated record. The transcript is spliced from 4 exons. NCBI's taxonomy places the organism in Eukaryota, Metazoa, Arthropoda, Insecta, Diptera, Culicidae. Bases 43 to 2679 code for a protein of 878 amino acids.
CAGGACAACUAUUUUUGUAUGGUAAUCCAGUAGUGAAGAAAAAUGUUACUUCGCCAUGUCAUUCCGACGAACAACGAUGUGGAAGAAAUCUAUAUUGUUAAGCAAGAAGAAGAUGCAAACGAGACUAAUGGAAAUCCUCUAGGGUCUGCUGGAGUAAGCCGACCUGGUGGCUUACUUCCAACUGCAUUGCUUGAAAACGAAGACAUCGAAGUUAAGGAUGAACCAUUAAGCAUUCAUGGUAGUGAAGAGGAAUACGACACCGACGAGCAGAAAUUCGAUCCUCCAACUCCUACGUUCCAUGCACUCCCUGUCGAAGUGAAGUUGGUGGAAGACCUCCCGAAAAAGCUUGAAGCUAUAAAAAAGGAACCAGCGGAAAUUUUGAACCUAACCCAAUCCUUGCAGCACCAUCAAAAACAACAUCUGGUGCCUGCGCAAUCCGUUACAUCUACAGUAAAAAGUGAAGAUGAUAAUUCAGAUUGGGUUCAAUAUGAAGAUGUUCCGCUUGCUAGACGACUAGCGAAGGAAAAAGCUAAGCGGCGGCGCAAGAGGAAAUUACCAGUCAAACACGAAGUGACGAAAUCGGAGUCAAGUGACAAUGGGGACUUCCAGGAUGACCAUGAUGACGACGAUUACAGGCCUUCAUUAGGGGACGUGAAAAAAGAAAAGAAAGAGCGGAAAAAACGUUCCAGAAAAAUGAAAUCAGAAACUGAUAAAAAUGCCAGUGAUGACACCGACGAAGAUGAUAUAUUAAAAUGUUUUAUUUGUGUCACAGAUUACAGUGAAUCGUGGGCAUUAAUAAAACAUAUGAGACAGGAACAUAAACAUAUGCUGCCGUUCAAGUGUAAUGUUUGUGCAUCACGUGAAAUCAAGAAGUUGAAAGAGUUAAAUUUACACUUUCGUCAGCACGACGAAUCUAGGAAACAUAAAUGUUUGUACUGUGCGGCACGAUUUCCUUCGGCACAAGGCCAGAGUAGUCAUAUGCGACGAAUGCACAGCGAAAAGUACAAUGCAGACAUGGAAAGGAAUCGUCGAUUCCUUUGUCGUUUUUGCGAUAAAAAGUUUACUAAGAAGCACGAUCUUGAAGUUCACGAGAAACGUCAUUUAAAAGCUCAAUCAAGCGAUGCUCAGUUUUUGAAACGAGAGUUGAAAUGUUACAUAUGUAAUGAUUUUGUAGGCAAAUCAAGAGAUGACCUAAACGUUCAUGUCGUUCAACAUAGCAAGGAAUGGCUUCCAUAUUACUGUCAGAAAUGUGACAAUAAAAAAAUUACAACUGUACGUGUACUAUGCGAACAUUUGCGCCAACACGAAGAGGGUUUGGCAAUUAAGUGUGUUUAUUGUGACGAGCGGUUUGUAACUUUAGCGGAUUGCCAGGCACACGAGCGAAGUCAUGCUGCUGAAAAGGAAGCAGACGAGAUUUUAGAUGCUAAGAUUAUAGCUGCGACACACAAUACAAACGUGGCUGUCGUCGAUGGUCUGAAACGCUUCCAGUGUGACAGAUGUGAUAGGACGUACACACUAUUUAGUAGCCUUCGAAAGCAUCAAAAUUUGCACACUAAAAGCAAUGCUUUUAUUUGUACUAAAUGUGGUAGAGCGUUCAUUAAAGCGUCUUCGUUGGCACUCCAUGAACGUCGAAAUCACGACGAAAAAGCCAAUUUCAACUGUGAAGGUUGUGGCAAAACAUUUCGGACAAUUGGUCAUUUAUUGGAUCACAGAACGCGAACUCAACAUUAUGCUGGUAGGCCUUAUAUAUGUGAAGGCUGCACAAAAACAUUCCGCUUACCAGAUGAGUUAAAAGAACACCAGAAAACGUGUUCUGAAACCGAGGCGAAUCGUCCAUGUUUCUGCGGACUAUGCAGUGAAAAUUUUCCUUCUCUGACUGUUGCAUUGCAGCAUGUCAAGGCAGAUCAUGAUCCGGAAAUUCCUGAAACAAAAUGUCGAUAUUGUGAUUUGACAUUUAGGGACGCUGAACGCAUUGUUGAGCACGAGUUUAGACAUACACUGCCAGGAAUAAUGGCUUGCACGAUGUGUAAUCGAAUUUUUAAACACCUCAAAAAUCUACAAUGUCAUAUGAAAAAUCACGGAAAGGUGGCCAUUCCUUUCAUGUGCGAUAUCUGCGGUAAAACAUUCACCCAGAAGGGUACACUCACUAUCCAUACCAGGCUACACACUGGUGAACGUCCGUAUACUUGCCAGCUUUGUCAAAAAGGAUUCGUAGACAAAAAUGAAAUGCGGCGUCAUUACAAUAUGCACUUUAAUCCCCAGAGCAAAUUGUAUAUACCGAAUGCAGAGCAAAUUGCUGCCCCGGUUGACAUAGGAGCACAAGGCAAAAAAUAUAAGCAAUACACUUGCAAGAUCUGCAGUCGUCAGCUGACCACUUCGACUGCAUUAGCCAAGCACAUUACAACACAUACAGGUGAGAAAAAGUAUCAGUGCGACUUUUGCGAAAAACGUUUCGCACAAGGUGGUCAACUGACAGUACACCGACGCAUCCACACUGGUGAGCGACCAUUUGCAUGCGAGAUUUGCGGGCAACGAUUUGUCGGAGGAAGCAAUUAUAAGCGACAUUGCAAGCAGGCACUUUGCAAAACUCCUCCUGUCGAUGUGGGUUUGCCUCUAUCAGCACCGGUUGCCGACGAGUCGGUUAGAGAAGAUGAGCAGAUUUUUCCAGUUGACUCGUAGAUGUAUGUUUACGGUGACCGUAUUCGUGUAUAAUUCAGAUGGGUUCAAAUGUGGACGCAGAAAUGUACUAUGAACGGAUAAUUCGACGGUAUUACUUUCUUGGGCGUCAGUUAUGAUUUUGGUUUGAGAUGCAGGAAUGCAAUGAAAAAUAUAGAUGCAUGUUCAUUUUACUCCUGCUGCAAUCCAAAUGCAUAUUCGUUUUUGUUUACUUUCUAAGAUUGCAUUGAUUUAGGAUGUUUUUCUAGCAACGUGUGUCUCUUAAGCAGAAUUAACAUAUUUGUCAUAUGGGUAUGUCUUUUAUUCGGAGAUAUAAACCAAUAGUAAUGUACAACUGUAAUA